GGCACAGGCCAGGGCAGCUGCCGCGCCUGCCGCCAUGAGUCACAGGAAGUUUGAGCACCCCCGUCAUGGGUCCUUGGGGUUCCUGCCCAAGAAGAGGGCCAGAAGAAUCAGGGGGAAGGUGAAGUCCUGGGCUAAGGAUGACCCCAGCAAGGCCCCGCAGCUCCAGGCCUUCCUGGGCUACAAGGCUGGCAUGACGCACAUCAUGCGUGACGUGGACAAGCCGGGCUCAAAGCUUCACAAGAAGGAGACCUGCGAGGCGGUGACCAUUGUGGAGACUCCUCCCAUGGUCAUUGUCGGUGUCGUGGGCUACAUCAAGACUCCUCGUGGCCUGCGCAGCCUGGCCACCGUGUGGGCGCAGCACCUGGACGAGAGCGUCAAGAGGCGCUUCUACAAGAGGUUCGGCCAGUCCAAGAAGAAGGCUUUCACCAAGUAUGCCAAGAGCAAGUACGGCGAGGGGGAGGGCAAGAAGGGAGUUGACUCUGACCUGGAGAGGAUCAAGAAGUACUGCUCCGUCGUGCGUGUCCUGGCUCACACCCAGGUAAAGCUCAUCAAGGGGAUUGGGCAGAAGAAGGCGCACUUGAUGGAGGUCCAGAUCAACGGUGGCAGCGUGGCUGACAAGGUCGACUUCGCGGUCAAGUACUUUGAGAAGAAGGUCGGGGUUGACGCUGUGUUCAGCAAGGACGAGCAGAUUGACAUCAUCGGCGUGACCAGGGGGCACGGGUACGAGGGUGUUGUGCACAGGUGGGGUGUGACGCGGCUGCCUCGCAAGACCCAUCGUGGUCUGCGGAAGGUUGCUUGCAUCGGCGCCUGGCAUCCUGCCCGUGUGGCCUUCUCAGUGGCGCGUGCUGGGCAGAACGGGUAUCAUCACAGGACAGAGGUCAACAAGAAGAUCUACAGGAUUGGCAAGAAGGGUGAGGAGACCCACCUGGCCAUGACCGACUUCGACCGGACCGAGAAGGACAUCACCCCCAUGGGCGGCUUUGCGCACUACGGGUCAGUCAACGAGGACUACCUGCUCCUCAAGGGCUGCGUGAUGGGGCCCAAGAAGCGGGUCAUCACUCUCCGCAAGUCGCUGCUCCGACAGGAGUCCCGGCGUGCUCUGGAGGAGAUCAAGCUCAAGUUCAUCGACACAUCGUCCAAGUUCGGGCACGGCCGCUUCCAGACCAGCGCCGAGAAGGCCAAGACCUUCGGCCGGGUCAAGUCGUCUUAGACGUUUGGGCACGGUUUGGGCGGAAGGCAGGCACGUUCCAGGGUCUGUGGUUGGCAAGGCUAGAGGGUCAGGCAGGAGAGGAGCAGGGACUGUCAGGGCAAGCAAAGCCAGCCACAGGGCCUCAGCUGGCUUGGGCCGCUGCGAGGCGAAGCUGCUUCGGCACUUCCUUUGCAUGCCCUCUGCUGCUCUGCAGACAAUUCAUGAUGGGGGGCCGUACUUUUAUGAAUGGGGGUUGUCUUCUGGUGCGCGAUGUCGGGCA
Messenger RNA from Klebsormidium nitens, 1469 nucleotides. The record is from the annotation of a GenBank genome assembly. NCBI's taxonomy places the organism in Eukaryota, Viridiplantae, Streptophyta, Klebsormidiophyceae, Klebsormidiales, Klebsormidiaceae.